UCAGCUGAUCUGAUCACAUCUGUACCUCCUUUGCGCUUCUGUUUUUCCUGGAUCAGCAAACGAGUGACAGAUAUCACACGACUCGAGCUCAUGUCGCUUCAGUAAAAGGAAAGAAAACACGAGAGCCACGAUGAGCGCGUAGGAGUUCAGAGGAACCCGCGACACAUCGACGCAGAACAGACAUGCGCGUGAAGUGGGAAUAAUCACAGCUAGAGGAGCCAUGCUGGCCACCCAAACACCUGAGAGCGGCCCAGACGCUAAAGAUGUUAAACAGUGGAUCAAGGGCAAGAUCGCACAUACAUUAAAAGCCCUGCAGAAGCGCUACAUCACCACAGACACGGCGGUCACCAGUGAGGAUCUGGAAGCAAACCUGCUGUGCUGUGCUUUGGAGGCGGUUUUCAUCCAUGGAAUCAAGAGCAAGUUCAUCCGAUCUGAUGGAGGUCAAGUGCGCAAGGGAGGAUCUCGAGGAGCGCUUCCUCAGCCGGUCUUCUGGACUCUGUUGAAGACGGUCACCCACAGGGAUGUAGUUCAAGAACUGGAACGUCUAAGCUUCAUUAACUCGGAUGUUGGCCGCUGCAGAGCUUGGGUCCGGCUGGCGCUAAACGACGGGCUUCUGGAGUGUUACCUGACCUCGCUGCUUCGUGAAAACUCCAAAAUGAGCUCCUACUACCAGCCCGGGGCUCUUCUGCUGGACCCGGAGGACCGGGAGGUUCUGCUCACCCUCCUGCAAGGCUUGGCCUCGCUGACCUUCCAACUCUCCUAUAAAUCUGCUGUGCUCAAUGAAUGGACCAACACGCCGCUGGUCCUCGCAGGUCUUUGCCCUCCAACUCCUGCCGACGAGCAGCAUCUGGGCCCCAAACGCAAGGAGUCCUGGGAUACGGUGUCCCAGUCGUCCGGCGGCUCUGGAGGCUCCGAUUGGGCUCCUGAAGCGCUCCAGAGGGAGACCAGGAGAGAUCAGAUUGAUGGCUGUGAUCCCAGCACUCUGCUGACCUCUUCAAACCUGAGUCUGGACACAGUGUCGGGGUCUUCGCAUCUGUCCUCCAGCCUGAGCUCUGACAGUCUGCUGCAGGGCCAGGAGCUCAGGAGCCCAGAGAAGGAGCGCUGGAACUGCGACUCCGAGAUCAACCACAACGAACAGCAGAAGAUCACGGCUACAGAUGAGAGCCUGAUGAAGGAGGACAUUGAUGUGUUUAUACCAGCUCCAGACACCCUGACUGACACACAUUCUGUUGACGAGCACACACGCAUACCUGACGCCUCACCAACAUCAGGACAGGACACGCAUCACUCACAAAUCACAGAGCAAUCUGAAGAAAACACAUCAGCGGGCCUGGAGAGGGAGGAAGAAACAAUAGAAGAAUCUGAGAUUAUAGUUAAAAGCACAAGACUUAAAGCUAAAAAUACUGUGACUGAGGCUGCGGAGAAGGAGAAGAAGAGAGGGAGCAGAGACUCAUCUGUUGAUCCUUCUUCAGUUACUGCUUUAACAAAGACUGAGGAGACGCCUGACCCUAAAGUCCCUGACCCUAAAGACGCUGUUCUUCCAGAAAUUUCUGCUGCUCCUCGUCCAGUGGAAACACCUCAACAUGCUGCAUGUAGACGCACCACAAUAAGCGUCAGCAGGAAAAUAUCCACAGACUCGCUGUAUUCUUCCUGUAAAUCUACGUCUUGGAUCUCAGAGGAGGAUUUCCACAAACCUGAAGACUCCAGUAUUUCUGAAGCUUAUGCCAUCAUUGAUGUCACGCCGCUGAACGGGCAGGUGUCUCCUGUGUGUGAAGCAGACGAGCUUCAGCCUCCUCCCAGUGUUGUGCACCGGAGACACAAUGGUCUUCCUAACCCGUUCAGAGGUCUGCUGAAGCUGGGUCAGCUGGAGCGGCGCAGCGCGGUGGGCAUGUGGUGGGAUUAUUACUGCGAGCUCUCGCCAUUUGAGCUGCGCCUUUACGUCAAUGCAGAGGAGCGCAUCUGCUAUGAAAACCUGUCCCUGCUGCGCUGCGAGGACAUCCACCUGUACUCCAGCACAGAGGGCCGAUUCCGGCUGUCCUUUCCUAGCAAAAGAAUCUACCUGCGUGCGCCGUCUAAAGGAGAAGCGGAGGACUGGGUGGACCGAAUCACAGAGGCCGUCAGCAAACUACGACCCAUUAUGAGAGAUGAACAGUGGGAGGUGUUGCACACAUCCAGCGAUCAAGAAGUCACAUCUCCAGCUCCAUCAACACCUGAAAACACAAUCUCUGAGCUUCCAGAUGCUCUACUGUUAGACUGGACCCGGCAUAAAGACCCAGAACCAGACGCCAUAAAGGAGGCGGUGGUCUAUCAGAGCUUGGAGGAGAAGGGAUGGCGCUGUCUGGUGCUCUCGCUCUCCCUCGAGAUCCUCAGAGGUUUCCAAGUCCAAGAAGACUCAAAGACACCACUUUUCUCACUCCCUAUUGGAAGCAUCCGGGAUGUGGUUCCUGAUGUUUCUCUGGGCAGUCCUGCAUUUUUUAAGGUUUUGACAGUGCGGGACACGCUGACGCUGAGGGCAGAGAGCGGUGAGGAGGCAAGAGGGUGGAGGAGUCUGAUCAGAGGAGCGCUGGACUCCUAUCUGGAGACGGAGGAUGAUGGAGCGGGAGCCUCAGCUCCUGAUGCUGCACAAGGAGGAGUCGUCCACAAGCUCGUCCAGCACAGACUGAAGGGAGACGGAGAGCUGCUGUUACACCUGUCUGUUGUGCCCAUCGAGAGAGGACUGGACGCACAGAAUUACAAAUGUGCAGGUUGCUCUCGUCAGAUCGGUGUGUCUCUGGGCAGAGGCAGACUUUGUGAGUUCUCCGGUCAGCAGUUCUGUGAUUCCUGCCAUCAAGGAGACAUGAGCAUCAUCCCCUCCCGCAUGCUGCACAACUGGGACCUGAAAACACGCGAGGUUUCAAGACAAGCCUUUAAGCUGCUGACUCAAAUCGAGCACGAGCCGCUCCUGAACCUUGCUGUUCUGAAUCCUGAGCUGUUUCAACAUGCUGACGUCAUGGCUAAAGUGCAGAACCUCCGACAGAGACUUCGCUUUCUUGGAGAUUAUGUCCUUCUUUGCCGCAGUGGCUUCUGCAAACAGAUCCAGCCCAGGCUUCAGCAGAGGACAUACUUAUUGGAUAACAGUGAUGUCUACAGUGUGUUAGACUUGCAGCAGAUAGCAGACGGCCAUUACGAGUCUUACCUGCAGUCUCUGAUUCAGUUUGGCUCCAAGCAUGUGCACAACUGUGACCUUUGCACUCAGAGAGGCUUUAUAUGUCAGAUCUGCAAUGCCCCCGACAUCAUCUUCCCUUUCCAGUUUGACGUGACUUCCAGGUGUAACGUCUGCAAGACCGUCUUUCAUUCCUCCUGUAGGGCUCAGAGUCCGGUGUGUCCACGCUGCGUCCGUAAACAAAAAUACCUGGAGAGAGACUUGGAGGAAUCUUAGCUGUUAAAUAAAAUCAUGAACGAUUGCUACAGAGCUUAAAAUACAGGGUUAGUUUCAGAUGUAAUACUUCAUUUAAAAGGACAGUUCACCCGAAAAUGUAAAUGUGUUCAUCGUUUACUCAGGCUAGGGUUGUCUUGAUACUGGAAUUCAGUAUCAAUCGGUUCUGAAAUUUUAAAAACAUCCAUGUCCCGUGAACAUUUGAGCGCUGUCGAGCACAUUCUUAAACACUGCUGAUUUGCUAUUGUGUUCACGUGCUCAACAGAAAUGACUGUGAUUGGCAGCGGUGAUUGAACUCACCGCUGUUUACUGAGUGUAAACACAGAUACAGGGACACUGGAGUGUUUCAAAGUCACGUUGAUCAGCUGGUUUGUCUAUAAGCUGACAUACAAGUGAUCCGGUGAUGAAUCACGACUUUAAAACGCUCCAGAGUCCCUGUAUCUGUUGUUACACUCAGUAAACAGCAGUGAGUUCGGUGAACUGAUGACCUUCACGGCCAAUCACAGUCAUUUCUGUUGAGCAUGUGAACACAAUGGCAAAUCAGCGCUGUUUAAAAAUGCACUCAAAUGUUCGCGGGAAAUGGACGUUUCAGUAUCGAUUGGUACCGAAUUCCAGUAUCGUGACGACCCUAAAUCAGACUCGAGUGGUUCUAAACUUUUAUGAUUUUCUUUCUUCUGUUGAACUCAAAACAAGAUAUUCUGAAGAAUCUGCCAUUGACUCCCAUUGUAGUUUUUGUUCCUGCUAUGAAUGUCAAUGUCAACAUUCUUCAGAAUAUCUUGUUUUGUGUUCAACAGAAGAAAGACAUUGAAGUUUAGAAUCACUUGAGUGUGAGUAAACGAUGAGGACAUUUUCAUUUUUGUGUGAACUGCCCCUUUAAGAUAUUCAACGGUUCUCAGUAUCUGAACAACUGGAAGUGUUUGUGGAAACUCCACCUUAAGUGCACUUAUUGACAGAUUCUCAUGUUCACUCACAUCAGCACAGCUGUGUUCAUUCCUCAAAUGAUGGCAAACGAACACCUCUUCAACUGUUAUCAAAGCUAUUCUUUCUGCUUUUCAGCUUUAUGGACUUCAUAACCACUUUAUAACACUUGAGGGUUCAUUAAUGCAGUGCUGUAGCUUAAAGAGAUGGUUCACCCAAAAAUCUUUACACACACUCAAGUGGCUCGAAAUCUUUGAGUUUUUUUUUUCUUCGGUUGAACAUGAAAGAAGAUAAUUUGAAGAAAGCUGAAAACCUGUAACCAUUCACUUUCAUUGUAGGAAAAACAAAUACUAUGAAAGUUAUUGGUUACACAUUUUCAGCUUUCUGCAAAAUAUCUGCUUUUGUGAAGCAGAAGAAAGGAAGUAAAACAGGUUUAGAACAAGUAAAGGGUGAGUAAAUGAUGACAGUUUUCAUUUUUGAGUGAAUUAUCCCUCUAAAAUGAUCAUACAGAUAAUAUUUGCACACAGAUAGCAGCCUAUGAGUCUUACCUGCAGUUUCUGAUUGUGUUAUAAAGUGACUUUAUAAACAUUUUAUAACACUUGGUGUUAUCAGUUCUCCGGGCUUCACAUGUUAUUCUAAGAGUUAUAAAUCUUAAGUCUUUUUCGUUGUUUUCAUUUUGAGCAUGUCAGGGCCAAGGAACCCAUAUUUAUGAAAAUUACGGCAAACAAAUGCCACGGAUCGUAAAACUCGUUUUUUUUAAGUGCUGAUUAUUUUACAUCUGAAUGUCUGCAGAUUUAUGAUGUUUACAAAGCACUGUAUGCAUUAAUAAGCAUAUUCUUCUAUACGCAGGAAAUGUUUAAUAGAAGUGUGGUUAAUGAAGUGACGACUCAUGUACAACCUCCUUCAACAGGUCAUUUUUCUAUUCUACCGUGCCUUUGUUUCAGUUUCCCUGUAGCAUUCAUUAUCUUUGUAAUGGGUUGUGCCAAAAAUCGAACUAUUGUAAGCAAAUGUAAGUUAUUAAUGUUUUGCAACAACUUCGGUUACGUGCAAAGAAACCUUCUGACAAAAGGAUAAACUCGAUGUAUUUGAUUCCUGCAUUAACCAGUGUGUAUUUGUGUUUUUGGGUUCACUGAUGAAGGCUGAUUCUUAUUAGCACUUGUUUUAUAUUGGAAACUCAAUUGGGAGAGAUACAUUUCUCUCCUAAUUCUUUCUCUUUUUUUUUUUUUUGUACUUUUUUAACAAUGCAAUGUUUUUAUGACAAGCUAAAUACAUCACCUGUUGAUGAUAAA
Messenger RNA from Danio aesculapii, 5622 nucleotides. It is a transcript of the gene plekhm1, whose product is annotated as pleckstrin homology domain containing, family M (with RUN domain) member 1. The record is from RefSeq and is a predicted model, not a curated record. The coding region runs from base 221 to 3418 and encodes 1065 amino acids. Lineage: Eukaryota; Metazoa; Chordata; Actinopteri; Cypriniformes; Danionidae. The transcript has 12 exons.